Messenger RNA from Plectropomus leopardus (leopard coralgrouper), 1952 nucleotides. The record is from RefSeq and is a predicted model, not a curated record. Lineage: Eukaryota; Metazoa; Chordata; Actinopteri; Perciformes; Serranidae.
AUGUCCAACAACUGUGAAACAGUUAGGAAACACUUCUCCACCAGCCCCGAUGGCAACGUCCUACACGGUUGCCGUGGCAACCUGCCAUUAAGUGCCUUCACUUGCAGCGACUUAAUUACACGGGAUCGGCGCUUCAUCCACACAGACAAGGGGAUGAGGGGUCCGGACUCCGUGGAUGUUCACUGGAGACCAGCUGUGCCUCGCUCUGCACUUCCAGAUGGCCCUCGGGACGCCUCACUGUGCAUGUAUGCCAGCCGUAAGGCAGCGCAGGUUCUGCAUGGAGGCGGGACGUUCUCCAACAGCGGCAACCGCUGGUUUGAUAAAACACUGCAGUUUGUGGUGGGCGAAGACGGCUCCUGGGGACUUCUGUAUGAACCGGCCACAGCUGAGGGUCCGCCCAUCGCAACGCUGCUGCAUCACAUCCUGGAGUACUGUGAGAAACCAGACCCAAAGAGAGCGCCGCUGGUCCCUCUGCCGAUGCCCAAGAAGCUUUACUUCCACAUCGACCGAGAGAUUAAGAGGGACAUCGAGCACGCCAAACAGAACCUCGAUAUACUGAUCAACGACCUCGACGUGAAUGUGUUCAACUUUAAGCGGUUUGGAAAGGAUCUUCCCAAACAGCACAGCCUGAGUCCAAACUCCUUCAUCCAGGUCGCCCUGCAGCUCGCCUACUUCAGAGUUCACAAUGAGGUCUGUCCCGCCUGCGACAUCGCCUCUCAGAGGAUGUUUCGAGGAGGAAGGACAGAAUACAUCCGCUCGCCCACAAAACAGACGCACGACUUCAUUCUUGCCUUUGUUGAUCGGACCGUAUCGCGGGAAGCAAAGCUGCAGCUGUUCAGAGAAGCUGUGGAUGCCUACACGGCUCUGACUGAUCGGGUCCUUAAAGGACACGGCAUCGACCAUCACCUGCUGGGGCUGAAGCUGCAGGCCAUCGAGGAAGGACUGAGCAUCCCCAAAAUCUUCAUGGACACAGCGUACGGCCUCGCGACGCACUGGAAACUCCGGACAGGGCAGGUUCCUGCGAACACAGAUAGCGUGAUGUGUUUCGGGCCCCUCGUCCCCGACGGUUACGCCAUUUGCUACAACCCCCAGGCCGACCACGUCCACUUCUCCAUCACCGCCUUCAACUGCUGCGAGGAGACGCACGCAGAGACAUUAGCGCUCACUCUGAAGGACACUUUGUGUCAGCUACAGGAGCUACUGCAGCCUACCGUGUAGAGCUGCUCCGACAGAAUAAUCCCACUCCUCUACACCGGGAGAAAAGAAAAACUUUAUUUUCUUAAAACAACAUUUUGUAGAAGUCUUCAUGAGGCUUGUUUGGGAUGUUUUCUUGUGCAUGUAACGCUUCACCUGAGAGGUUCAAUCAGAGCGAGUUUUGAGACUGACCACUGUGUCUUUGAGGUGCUUUAAUGCUUUUUUUUUAUGCUUUUGAUGAAAAAAAAUCACUUUCUUUUUAUAGCAAUUGCUGAGUAAGCAAGCUGCGUUGCAUUUGCUUCAGUGGAUGCACUUAAAAGGCGUCUAAUGGUUCAAAAAAUGUCUCAGUGAAAGUAAAACAAAGAACCUGACACUCCCAUUGUUAAUCAGAGCAAGCCAAAGUCAUUUGUGUUUAAACUGACUGCACUCCAUUUACACACCACAAGACGACCAGUAGCCUUUAGAGUUCCCUCUGCUGAGAAUUAAUGUUUCAUGUGUUGCAGCACGGCCAUCAAUGUUCAUGGAAACCACUGAGUUUUGUUGGUUAACAAGUUUGUGUGAAAUGGACCAAAAGCCAGAGAGCAGGUUGUUAACGGUGACAGUGUGACAGCUUCGUUUGUCUCCUCUGAGUCGAGCAAACAGGAUGUAUUUUCUGUUUUUUGAAAUGAAUGUGAAGACAUGUCCGCCCCCUCCACGUUUGGGUUUGCUGUUCUGUUCUGAACCUGCAGGACUGGUUAAUAAAGCCUGCUGUCACAUGA